AUGCAUCUAUUCGAUAAAUUGCGUGCAAGUGUCCGACGGAAACCGACGAAUAAAGUAGAGUUGACAGUAUCAGAACAGAUUGAAACUUUGUUGAAAGAAACAACCAGCAGCGAUCGUCGCCUUCAGCUACUUCGUUUAGUAUACGAAUAUCGAUCGCGACAGUUCGAUAUAUUGAAUGUUCGAUCGAACGAUCCAAAACGCGAAGAAUUCGAACAAUCGAUGUUGAAAAGUCUUCGUGCUAUAACCGCGAAUCUUCCAUCAAAAUCACAAUGGAUUUUUCAACGUUCAUCACAAUUGUACAGAUCAAUGCCAUCAGCGACCUCUAUACAAAUAAUCAAGAGAAAGACAAAAUCUACCUAA
Molecule: messenger RNA, 360 nt
Organism: Adineta ricciae
Lineage: Eukaryota; Metazoa; Rotifera; Eurotatoria; Adinetida; Adinetidae
Source: the annotation of a GenBank genome assembly